UGCUAGCUGCUUGAAGAGAUACUGUUCCUGCCGUCCCGACUGGCUUCACAACCCUCACAGAACAAGUCACCGAACACCCAACCUUGUGAAAGUUGAAAUACGUUUAAACAAGAUGUGGCGUACACUUCUUUUAGUGACUAUGGUGGUAGGCGCAUGUCAUGGGCAUGGUCGCCUAAUGGAUCCUGUUUCGAGAGCUUCAGCCUGGCGCUUGGGCUGGCCAACACCCAUCGAUUACAACGAUAACGAAGGAUUCUGCGGAGGAUUCAAUCACCAGUAUGAAGUUAACGGCGGUAAAUGUGGUAUUUGUGGUGAUUCAUGGGAAGAGGAUCCUCGUCCCCACGAAGCUCCUAAUGGUCUCUACGCCACGGGCACCAUCACAAAGCAAUACACCCAAGGUCAAGUCUUCACGCUCGCUGCAAACAUCACCACUAACCAUCGCGGUCACUUCGAGGUGCGCAUCUGUCCUGAUCCCAAGGUGGAAGCUACAGAGGAAUGCCUUCACCAACACCCACUGCUGUUUGCCGAUGGUUCAGGUUACAAAUACACUAUCGGCCUCCAUAAUGGAAUGCACAAUGUAGACCUUGUACUCCCUCCAGAUGUUGUCUGUGACCACUGUGUACUUCAGGAGGCACUUUAUGGUCUAACAUGACAGCAGUUCAGUGACUGCCUAACCAAUAAAUCACAAGAUUAACCACUUGAAAAUGCUUCACAACAAAGAAGCAAAAUAUUAAGAACUCUGGACAGCUGCGGGAAGCUGGAAACUGGUUCCUGGAACAGACAUGUGGUAUUCCAAAAACUGCAUUCAUGUUGAGCAGUGUCCUGUCUCAGUGUAAAGGUAUUAUGUAGGUGUCUAAUCCUAAGAGAGAGGCAAUAUAAAUAUCCCUUUCAAUUAUUAUUUCCAUUGUUACAGGACUCUCAAAUAAUGCAUCCUAACUGAGUAAAUCACUUGGUCAUAUUGCAGAAGUCUUGGUCAUACUAUGUAUACACAGUGUGUCCAUUAAUCUAAACUUACAUCAGGAUGAUACCUUGAGUGUUAAUACUCCUGUAAUUUGAAUAAAAUGUUAAUUUUUCAA
This is a messenger RNA of Portunus trituberculatus (swimming crab), 1073 nucleotides long. RefSeq lists its product as uncharacterized. The coding region runs from base 113 to 649 and encodes 178 amino acids. NCBI's taxonomy places the organism in Eukaryota, Metazoa, Arthropoda, Malacostraca, Decapoda, Portunidae. The transcript has 6 exons. The record is from RefSeq and is a predicted model, not a curated record.